Molecule: messenger RNA, 717 nt
Organism: Leptosia nina
Lineage: Eukaryota; Metazoa; Arthropoda; Insecta; Lepidoptera; Pieridae
Source: the annotation of a GenBank genome assembly
AUGGGUAAUUCUGGUCUGAAGCAACACUAUGAAAUAGCAUCAAAGACAGGAGUGUUACAAAUUUCUGAGCACAGACUCAAAGAAAUACCAGUUGAAGUUUAUAGGCUGUCUGAACACUUACGAAAUUUAGACCUGUCCAAGAACAAGGUUUCAUGCAUUACUGAUGAAAUAACGAAGUUGAAGCUUUUGAAACAAUUAAAUUUAAACACUAAUUCUAUUCAAGCAUUGCCCGAAUCAUUGGCUGAUCUCAAGAAGUUGGAAAUGUUGAAUGUAUCUUACAAUUCUAUUUCAUCAUUGCCAGUGACAUUUCCUAGUUUAUCAAACCUCAAGCAAGUGUAUUUAAAUAAUAAUAAGUUCAAGAAGUUUCCAAUACAGCUUAUAGGCCUCAAAAACGUAGAGGUUGUUGAUCUCUCUAAUAAUAAAAUUUCUGAGAUUCCAAAUGGUAUGUCAAACUUCUAUGCAGUCGAGUUAAGCCUUAGUCAGAAUGAAAUUUCCACACUAGCUGAAGACUUAUAUCAAGCUCCGAGAUUAAAAAUAUUGAAAUUGGAAGAGAACUGCUUAUGCCUUGAUGCAAUAAGACCAAGUUUGUUACGAGAUUCAAAAAUUCAUACACUCAACCUCGAUGGAAAUUUGUUUGAAUCAAAACAAUUAGCAUCAAUAGAGGGUUAUAACGAAUACACCAUGAGAUAUACAGCGAUGAAGAAAAAGAUGUUUUAA